Messenger RNA from Babesia bigemina, 5190 nucleotides. RefSeq lists its product as hypothetical. Bases 1 to 5190 code for a protein of 1729 amino acids. The record is from RefSeq and is a predicted model, not a curated record. NCBI's taxonomy places the organism in Eukaryota, Apicomplexa, Aconoidasida, Piroplasmida, Babesiidae. The transcript has a single exon.
AUGGCACCGCAAUUCAAGAGGCUUACGGACUGUCCUGAAAAUUUAAGGGAGGCCAUCGAUUGGCUGAUUCAGGUGAGGCAUGGUGGCGAUGGUAAGGGUCUUGAUGAGUUGGCCAAAGCUAUGAAAAAAUUGAUUGAAGGGGCUAUUGUAAAGUCUUUCAGCAGCUUUUGUGAUCAUCUCUGCACUAGUCUUGAUUCAGCUGGGAAACGGUACGAAUGUUGUAGGAUAAAAAUUGAGGGCAUCAAAGCGCUGAAGUCAGAGACUAAUAAGGCCGGAAAUGUGGAGGAUAAUAAAUUACAAAGACUUUUGAAUGAGGUUAAAGCAUUAAAGAAUGGCUGUGAAACAAAUCAUCGUGUUGAUUCAUCCACAAAUAAGGCUUUAAACGAUGUUCAGUCCAGAAUUGAAUAUCUUGAAGGGCUUAGCAAAAAUCUCAGUGAAUUUACAAGAGACCCCAAUCCUAUUUUAAAACAGUUGUGCUGUGGCUUAGAAACCUUCCUAGGCUUCGAUCCAAAAACCAAAGGCUACGAUGGGACUGGAAUUGUCUAUUCUGACCUUGAUAGGCUGUGUGAUGCGGUGAUGGCGUUUUUGCACAGGGUGUUGGAGAGUGUUAAAGAGGAUGAGAGUGUUAAAACGUACUGGAGUUGUGUAAAUGAAGAUGUUGAUACCAUGAAAAGCCAAUUGCAAACAGGCCAAAAGGGUCUUGGAGGGUUUUUGUCAGCGGUUGAGAGCGGAGUUAUUAAUUGGGAACGUGUUUGUCAUGAGAAGGUUGGGAAAGUCACAGAUGAAUUAAAGAAGUUGAAGUCAAAUUUAUCAAAAGACCUUAAAUUUAUAAAGAAAGAAAAUGUCGAAUUAACAUCCGUUGAGGGACAUGUGAAUCGGUGCAUCCAGAAGGCUAAGGCUUCGAUUACCGCACUUGUGGAUACUCCCGAUUCCGGUAUUCGAGCGUUAGACCCUUCACUUCAAAAUAACCUGAAAGAGCCUUCAAGGCAUAUAAGGCGUGAAAUUUGGAGGUUUGGCAGUUCUGCAGUCAGAAAUGCUAUGCAUCUGCAGGAGUUGUCGGAUAAAGUACAGAAUGAGUUGGAAACUCUUGAACAUAAUGUUAAAUAUGAAAUAAAAGAACGUGUUGACGAAUAUAAAUCGACUUUGACAAGUGUCUUUAGUAUUAUCAAUAAAGAUAUUGAUAGAAUACGGGAUAAGCUGAAAGAGCAUGUCCAGGCCUUGACGACAUGGAUUCAGGCCGCUGAGCUAUUGGUGACUCAGGCUAUUCCACAGAUUGACGCUAUAUUAAACGCAAUUCUAGAUAGGGACAACAAAACGCACCCGCAGAAUAUAAGAACAAGUGCGGAGACGUUACAAAGAAAAGCCGACGCCCUCCGGCAGGCCGUCGAGAACGCCAAAGCAGUUCUGGAGCCGUUGGUAGGGAGUAUUUCAUCGGCAGUUAAGGAAUUGGAAGAUGUAUAUAAGCAAACUUUAAAAGCGUUGCAGAGCACUCUGAAGCAUCAGAUUACUGAGGCGCAGGGAAAACUCAAUCAGUUGGAUGGCAAGGUACGUGAUGAUUUGGGGGGGCAGGUUAAAGAGCAUAUAAUGGCUGAGAUUACGAAGGUUAUCACUCAGUUUAAGGAAGGAAUUAUGACGGCUGCGCAGGAUGAAGGUACGAGUACUGCCUUGUUUAUCCAAGAAUUCAGGAAUGGCUUGAAUCACCGCGGUGAUGCUAAAGCUUUGUGGCAGUGGGCCGAUGCGUGGGGAAAAAGUAGAGGCGUCGGUCAUCCCCUAGAAAAAUUGCAAAGAGUAGACACCAAUUUUAAAGAAUUAAAGGAAGUGUUGAAGGAUCUCGAAAAUUAUAAGUUCAACACCAAAAAUUUCUUCGGUGUCAUCAUCGACGAUCUCGAAUCGAAGCUGAUGGAGGCAAUUAACACGAUAAAACGCAACUUACUGCGGAGUAUGCCAAAUUAUCAUGGACAUGCGAAUAACAAUAACGGUACGAUUCAUAUGGCUAUUAAAGGUGUACAAACGAACAUUGAUGAGUAUUUUCAGGGGGAUGAGUCAGGUGAAUUAACUGAAGAGAAACUUGAACAGCAUGGUUAUAAGGGCGGCGAGAAAAAUAAGAGAGAAUUGCUGACCGAUGAAAUCCAGAAGAUAGAAUCUCAGGGGUUAGCUAAGUUCGAACCCUUUGAGAACGGGCGUCGUGAUGCCAUUGAAGAAAAUACAUUCUCCACUUUAUACGGCAAUAUAACCUCCAACCUUACACAACUCAUCUCUGCCAUCAAGGAAAACGGUGACAAUGAUCAACACGGUAAAGAAGGUAUCAAACAAAAGUUGGAAACACUAAGAGAUACGUUUUUUAAUAAAAAGGCGAUGGAAAGUAACGAUAGUAUCUACAAAAUCUCUAAAGAUCUUGACGAAUUGCAAUCUCGCAUCCUUGGCGAAUUGAUCAAAAAAGCCGCCGAUUUCCUUAGCAAUACGAUUCCGAACAAGGCAGAGAAGUGCGUGAAUGAUAUACAUAAGCAUUUGUCCCAAGCGUCCGAGAAUGCAAGGUAUCGUAUUAUCCAUGAGGCUGAGAAGCAGUAUAAGGCUGCGAGAAUAUUCGAGUUAGAAGUAUUAGAAAAAUCUGUCGAAAAACAGUUUGAUGAGAUUACAAGAAGACUUGCUGCAGAUACAACUUCUGGAAUCAAGGGCUUUUUAAAAAUGAUUAAAGGUGAAAAAUCAGGUAAUAAAUUCGAGGCGCUAAAAAAUUCGUCGACGUUAGAUGUGCUAUACAUCAAAAUAAGGGAUUAUUUGAAGUCAAUAAAUAAUUAUGUCGCUAGUGAAUUCGACAAUCCGCCUUAUCUCAGGUAUAUUGUUUCCCAGCUACCCCUCUACCUUGAGAAUCUCCUUGAUGGUCUUGCCAGGCACGAUUACGAUCAUACCGUUUCCACGAAUCUAGCCGAGUUGAAUAAAUGGGUUGCACAUAUACAUCCUAAGUCGCUUGUAGAGCCGUCCAAUCUGCCGGCAGAGGCGCUCAAGAACGGCUUGCAAGCAUUUGGCACCGAACUUGGUAAGGCGUACUUCAACAAAUAUUCCGGGGACACUUGGGACUUGAGGUGUUGGUAUAAUUUCGGCAAAAUAGGUUUGACUAUCUUACAUACUUUACACCGUGACCUUAGCGGGUUGCUUGACCGUUGUGACAAUGAGUGGCGAGAUAUGAACAUUGAUUUACGGGACAAUAGUGCACUUGGAAAUUCGCUUGAUAACUGCGGAUUCAAAGUUUCGGAUGCCAUCGAGAAACAAAAUGGCGAGUUGAACAAAGAUAAGAAGGGCGAAAAUAUAUUGACGCUUCUUAUACAAAACGACAGACUCUUCGAAAGAGCAGCGUUGUACAAAGGAGUCGUCAUUGAUUUAUCAUAUAACCUGAAAUUGUACUACAAGGCACACCAAUUGCGUAUUAUUGAGUCAUAUAAGGCUCCAACUAGCGUGUUUGAAAUGUUGUGUUGGUUGUCCGGCCUACGCCACAGUCGCGCAUACAGCGGGCUUCGCGAUCAGAUUAAAAGUCUCUUCUCGAAGCCGCAAAAAGAUGAAACUAGAAAUAUUUCAAAGAUGAAUCCCUCUGAACUCACCCUCUCUGCCUAUCCAGAAUCAUUCAGUGCAGCCGACAUACAAGCCACAAUACGCGAUGUCUGCCGAAAUUCGCACGCCGUCCUCACUUCCAUCCUCGGCCAUGGUCAUGCCAGAGGCAUAUAUGCUUGCGACUUUUCUAACAAUGCACUAAAUUUACAUUAUCCCACCGACUUGAUCACGUUAUUGUGCUUAUUCCAUGAUAUUCUCAGGUGUCUCCACCACCAGCUGUAUUUCCUUUACAAACAAUGUUGGUAUGACACCAAAAUGAGUGGAUGGGCAAACUGCUGGUAUGGCAAAGGGGUUUCCGGGUCUCAUUGGCAAUGUAAUGAGCUGCAGUGUGCUGAGUGUGGCAAUAAUACCAACUGCAGUGAGCAUCCCAGAUGCGACAUCAGAUCUCCAUUACAAUCUUUUCUAGAGGAUGGAUUACCCGGGUUUCUUCCACAUCCGUUGGAUGGCAAGUCCGGCAAAAUCAAAUGUACAGUUUCCAGCCACGUUUCUGCUCCUUGCAUAACACCCAUGGGAUUCUCAGAUAUAAGUGUUACAGCGUCACACAGAAGUACGGGUGCGCACCUAAAAAGCGUAGUUGGUGAUUUCUGUGGCGAUUCAACUGCGUGUCUCAGUAAGCUAUGCAGCCAACUGAAUUGCCUUCUCCCUAGUGCUCCAAAAACACUAGGUGAAAUGUUUGCAUUUUAUUAUAAUUUUUUCUAUGAUUGGGAUGCCAGUGGUGAGCAUAGAAAGGAUGCUCUCGGAGAAGCCGUCAAAGACGCAUAUUUUGGGAGUGAUUAUGACCUGAACUCUGUGUCUAAUCUGGUAAACUCCACGGACCAUGCAACUAUUAAGUCAUUCUCAAAACAGGAAUUGGGUCAUGAAGCCGGAGACCUACACUCUUUAGACAGCUUCGACAAAACAUGUUACACCACCGACAAAUACUGUGGAUCAUACAUUAACGCAUUGACGUCCGAUACAUGUCGUAUUUUCAGCAAAUACAAUGCGCCUCAUUACCUGUCGUGGGUUAUCUAUCUCACCGAGUCAUUCUAUAAUUUAAUAUGCGAACUGUAUAAACAGUGUCAUGCGAAUUGUGGAACCGAAUAUAAAAAAUGCCUUGUCACUGGUUGUGUUGAUAUUUGUGGCGUCAAUGAAUCUAAUAAUCAUAAAGCGACGAAGCACGGCAGCCGAUGCAAUUCCAUCCUCAAUUGUCGCUAUACCAUGCAGACAUUGUAUAACUGUGGACUCACAUUCGGUAAUCGGCAACACUUGAAAGGACGGUACGGCAAAUUUUCCACUCCUAAGAAGACAUGUAGAACAUUCAUUGCACAACUGGAGGUUGUUUGCUCAGACAGCUCAAUACUUUCCAAGCUUAUUCACAGAACAAUCCCUGAAUUCCUUUGGAAGAUUAGGGAACCUUUCUCCUACCUCGUCCUCGCCCUCUGGCUCCUCUCCUUCCUGUACCUGCUCCACAUCAUGGUCAUCCGCCUAGACCUGCUCCACAUCAAAUCGCAUUUGCAUAGUCCCUCAUCACAUCGCAUCGCCGCGCAGUCACUACUCGCCGCAGCACGUGUCGGCAAACUUGCCAAGCUCACCUACCUUCAACCUUGA